AUGAGGUCCAGGACGAGCACUCAACUGCCUCCACCCUUCAACCAACUCCCUCGUCACCCCAUUCUAUACCCCGAUCCUUCUCCAAUCCACACCCUCCCCACCCUCACGCGGAUAAGCACCAGAACCCCCCACGCCCACCCUUCCCCCCGGAUUUGCAUCUUCGCCAAACGCGAAGACCACGGCUCCCCGCUCGCCUGCGCAGGCAACAAAUACCGCAAACUCGAAUACAUCGUCCCGGACAUCCGCUCCCAAAGACCGACAUACCACUACCAUGAAUUUCAUCCAACCACUCAACCCCUCCAGGGCCAAGCCACCAUCCUCGUCACGGAAGGUGCUCUCCAAAGCAACCAUACCGUCCAAGUCGCCGCCCUCGCCCGGAACCUAGGCCUCAAAGCCCUGGUCCUGCUGAACCGCGACACGGGCGGUGGAUACAAGACAAGCUCCUCGCCCGAGCACUUCGCCCAACUAGGAAAUGUGCAAAUCAAUAAACUGCUCGGCGCGGAAAUCCGCACGUACAACGCAAACGACCCAGAAGCGACGGACGCACAACCCGUCCUGGAAGAGCUCCGAAACGCAGGCCAAAGACCCUACUGGAUCCCCGGCGGGGCAAGUCUACAUCAUCUCGGAGGUCUAGGCUACGCCCGAGCCGCCUUUGAGAUUGCCGAACAAGAACGCGAAUGCCCACUCGGCAGCUCCGGCCGCUUCGAUUUUAUCUUCGUCGCCUGCGGGAGUGGGAGUACCGUGGCCGGAUUAAUAGCUGGGUUCAAGUUAGUGGACAGUCUGCGAAUGGGCGCCGCCGAGAAUUCGCCCCGGGCAUCACGGAAUAUCAUCGGCAUUCUCAACUCCCCGACUAAACCACGCGCAUAUCAUGAAGAGCGCGUGCUUCGGUUUGCGAGACGGGCGGGACAAUUGAUUGGUCUGUCCAAUUCUGAACGGGAAAUUACCAUGGAUGAUGUGCAAUUAGAUGAUCGGUUUGUGGGAGAGGGGUACGGAGUGGUCGAUGAUGAGACGCGCCAGGCAUUGUCGAUGAUGGCCGAGACGGAAGGCAUUGUAUUGGACCCGGUGUAUACGGCCAAGGUCGCGGCAGGGAUGAUGCACUGGGCACAAGGCGAGGAAAUGAUAGAAUAUGCCGAGAAAAAUGGGUUGCGACAGGUGAAUGUCUUGUUCAUCCAUACUGGUGGGCAAGCUGCGAUGUCGGCAUACUUUGACCGGGUCGUGUAA
Penicillium brasilianum is the source of this 1221-nucleotide messenger RNA. NCBI's taxonomy places the organism in Eukaryota, Fungi, Ascomycota, Eurotiomycetes, Eurotiales, Aspergillaceae. The record is from the annotation of a GenBank genome assembly.